UCAAUCUUUCUCGGUUUAGAUAUAUAUGGCAAACUUCUGAGGUCCGAGAUCCGACUUCUACCUCAACACCAAACCCUCAAGCAAGAAGGCAGCAUGUCGCUCCUCCCAUGGCCGUUAACACUCAUCAUCACCUUCCUCACCUGCUUCCUGCCAUAUACACAAGUUCAAGAAGCGACAUCUUCCGUCAAUCCCGCUCCCUUGGGGUCAUCAUGCAUCCCAGGAGAGGCAGGAUACUACGACUUGGGCUUGCACGUCGCGAGCGUAUUCGUCCUACUCGUCGCUACUGCACUAGGCGUUUUCUCGCCCGUAGUCUUGGGAGAUAUGGGUAAUAGGAACGGAUGGUUCGGGACUACAUUCUUUACACUCAACUACUUUGGUACGGGUAUCAUUAUCAGUCCAGCAUUCUGUCAUCUACUGCACAACGCGAUUGUGGCUUUCUUCAUCCCCUGCAUUGGCGAGCUGUCUUAUUUGCCCACAGCACCGUCGAUCGUCAUGGCAUCCAUGCUUGUCAUUUGGUUCGUGGAUUUCUUCGGAGCUCACUCUCGACAACACCACCCACCCCCCGAGGACGUCUCUCUACUGACGCAUCAUCAGAUAAUCAUGAAAGAUGCUGAAACCGCUCAAUACACACCACGACAUGCGAAUCCCCUCUCGCAAAGCGAGAGCGUUGGUGGCGGGGAUGAUUGAUAUGGGUGUUAUGGGGAAAUGGACGUGAGCUUGUGUGUGGUUGGGGUUGUGAGAUGAAGGCAUGUCUUCUUUUAUAGAGAGACACAACUUGUUGGUAUAUCGAGAUGCAUAUAAGGUUUAAGCA
Messenger RNA from Cryptococcus amylolentus CBS 6039, 811 nucleotides. RefSeq lists its product as hypothetical. Lineage: Eukaryota; Fungi; Basidiomycota; Tremellomycetes; Tremellales; Cryptococcaceae. Bases 94 to 687 code for a protein of 197 amino acids. Gene Ontology annotation, cellular component: plasma membrane. The transcript is spliced from 3 exons. Gene Ontology annotation, molecular function: zinc ion transmembrane transporter activity. Gene Ontology annotation, biological process: zinc ion transmembrane transport. The record is from RefSeq and is a predicted model, not a curated record.